Messenger RNA from Anneissia japonica, 615 nucleotides. Its product is annotated as RWD domain-containing protein 4-like. Gene Ontology annotation, molecular function: protein binding. The record is from RefSeq and is a predicted model, not a curated record. NCBI's taxonomy places the organism in Eukaryota, Metazoa, Echinodermata, Crinoidea, Comatulida, Comatulidae.
GUCCCAUACAACUCGGCUAACGCUCGAAGAUAAUAAUAAUAUCGUUGCGAGUAAAGCAAAUGCGGUUUUGUGUGUGUGGAGUUUUGUACAGAUAUGGACAAUAAAGAAGCUCAAAAUGAAGAACGAGAAGUUUUGCAAUCCAUCUACGAAGGAGAUGAAAAUUUUAAAGAGCUGAACCCAACUACAUUUCAAUAUCGGGUUGGAGACAUUGGUCAUUUUAAAUCAUUUUUAUUAGAAAUUGCCUGGGGUGAUAAUUAUCCAACAGAGUUACCUAAUAUUAACUUUGAUGCAUUCUACAAUAAUCAUAUAUGUCCUAAGGUGAAAAGCAAUGCUGUGAUUAAGAUUAAUGAAGAGGGUGAGCAAUGGCGGGAAUGUGCAAUGACUUAUACACUAUUUGAAUGGGCGAAGGAAAACGCAGAAUCACUUAUGGUGGAUCAGGUCGAAGAAGUUAUCCAAGCAAGGGAACCAAGUGCUGGGGUGACAGAUGUGCAACAGACGAAAAAAGUUAAGGAAAAGAAAGAACAUUUGACAAAAGCACAAAAGAGGAAAAUGGCAGACAAAACAGAUUUCAAAGGAGAAAGACCACGGGGUUGGGACUGGGUUGAUAUUGUGAAG